CUGUUUUGUAUAAAAAGACAUCGCGUUGACAUUUCGAGCAACAGUUCUCGCAACAACUUUCUCGCAGUCAAUACAGACCUACCGAAAACAAAACCCACAAAUCAAAAUGUUCAAGUUGGUGGUAUUGUCUGCUCUCCUCGCCGUAGCUGCUGCUGCUCCUCAUGUCGUCGAAACACCUUUAGUCUACUCCGCGCUCGCAGCCGCUGUUGCCGUUCAAGAGCCCGUUCUUGCCAAAGUGGGUUCAGUGGUGAAAAGUAUACCCACCGCUGUCUCACACCAGAGCUCCACUGUUGUGCACAGCUCUGCUGUCUCUGUUGAGGAUGUCGUUGCUCCUGCCGUGAAAACCACCUACUCGGCGCCCGUUGUUGCUGCUGCUCCAGUAGUGAAGACUGUCGCUGCUGCCCCUGUCGUACAGACCACCUAUGCCGCAUCUGCUCCAGUUGUGCACGCUGCUCCAGUUGUUCACUCCGCUCCAGUUGUUCACGCUGCUCCUUUGUUACACACCACCUAUGGUGCUGCUGUGGUUUCUGCUGCUUCUCCACUCACCUACACCGCUCACGGUUUGUGGUAAACGAAACGAAGAAAAGACGGCCGGAGUAUUUAAUAAUGGAUUAACUGAUGGACUACAGUUGGACGGUUUAAUUGAAAAUUUUGUGAUUAUUUAGAUUGUAAAUAAAAUUUUGCAAAUUGGAAAUCUUUGUUAUUUA
Molecule: messenger RNA, 707 nt
Organism: Anastrepha ludens (Mexican fruit fly)
Lineage: Eukaryota; Metazoa; Arthropoda; Insecta; Diptera; Tephritidae
Product: retinin-like
Exons: 2
Coding region: 107-571 (154 amino acids)
Source: RefSeq, a predicted model, not a curated record